AUUGAAGUUCAACCAUUUUGGAUUGUUGACAGAAGCUGUGGAAACCAACCAUUGGCUUUAGAUCUAAUUCUAGAGCUAGCUAGAUCUAUUACGCUUUGAUAAUUUUUUUUUUAUUAAGCUUCUGUUGCGGACUAUUAUAUCAUUGCGUGGCAUAUUUAUCGCCACCAUGCCUUCUAAACCAGAAGACAUAAUGAAAGGUUUCAAACUUAACUGGAUGAACUUGCGAGAUGCAGACACUGGCAAGGUACUCUGGCAGUCAAGUGAUGAUCUAUCAGUCCCAGAAAAAGAACAUGAAGCUCGUGUCCCCAAAAAGAUUUUAAAGUGUCGAGCAGUGUCCAGAGAAAUUAAUUUCUCCUCCAAAGAACCCAUGGACAAGUUUAGAUUGGAGCAGAGAGUUUUGUUUAAAGGGAAAUGCUUGGAAGAAUGGGUCUUUGAGUUUGGCUUUGUCAUUCCUGGGUCCACCAACACCUGGCAGUCAUUGAUUGAAGCAGCCCCAGAAGGCCAGAUGAUGCCAGCUAAUGUUUUAAAUGGACAUGUUGUUAUAGAGACCAGAUUUUUCGAUGGUGAUAUGGUAGUCAGCAUAUCUAAAGUUCGUAUAUUCUACGUCUGAUACCCUGAACUCUUCAUCUGCUUGACACUAAAUAAGGACAAGAGGAAAAUGUGAACAAGCUAGAAAUUCAUAGGACAAAGUUUUAAAGGAAACACUUUUGUGUACCAUGUAGCUGAGCAAUAGACUUGAUUUCCAAAGCGAAGACGCUACAGGGGUCACAUUUGUGCACUCUUUUUAAGGAGAAAUGUUGUAAUCUAAUCUUUUAUUAGACUAGCUUUUAAAAAUUAUUUUUAAUUAGAUGCCCUGUGUUCAUUUCAUUCGAUUGAUGUCUCUUAAGAAACUGCAUCAGUUCUCGACUAAUGAGAGCCAUAGCUGAUUUGAGGUUUACGCUGGAGGCCAGAAAUUGUUGUCAUGCACAAGUUAGUUGUUAACUCAAGCUGGUCUUUGUCAGGUCUAGUUUUAUCUUUUUUUUAUCCUUAACUUAGUUUACAAGAGUAUUUAUUUUGUGAUGUAUUAAAAACAAAAUAUGGAAAAAAGUAACAAAACAAAUAGACAAAGUAAAAAAUUUCAAGUAAUUUUUAUAUAUAAAUAACAUUCAGUGUCAUACUUUGUUUUAACUUGUAUAUAGACUCCAGAUGUAAAUUUGUUUUGUCCAACAUUGUUUUUUUUUUUUUAAUGAUUGUACUUUUUAUGACAAUCGGUAUCCUCCUGUACUUGAUACUGUUUUAUUCCAGUGUAGACUUUUGUUCUUUGGGUUUCAUUGUGUAACUACCACUGACUGCAACUCAGUUACUUUAUUUAUUCUGUUAUCUAGGAUAAGAAACCGAGUUUUGUAUUUUAUUAUUUGCUCAACUUUUUGUUUGCGUUUUUAAGGAAAGAAACCAUUUUUUGGAAAUAUUUAAAAACCUAUUUAUGAUUAUUGAUUUUAAUUUUAAAUCAUCGAAUGAAAAUCAAAAAGUUAUUUUAGUAUUACUGAUAUAUUUUUUUUUACUAGACUGUAUUACUAUUUAUAUCAAAAUAUUUUAUGUUUGAUUCUGUUAUGAAGGAUUCCAUAUUUUGUAUCAUGAUCGAGUGAAAACAAUACCAUGAACGUGUGAAUAGAAAAUAAUGUUUUAUGACUAGAUUGCAACAGUAAAAAUAUGGACAACAAAACUUAAUGGUGACAAAACUUCAAAGCAACACAUUUUUUUUUGUUUACUUUGUUUUACUGCUUUGAAAUAUUCACACUUUUUAGAAAAAACAUUUUUUUAUCUCUGUUGUCAUAUAGCAUCAAAGAUUGAGAAAUAUUCUUUGCGAUUUCUCGUCUCAUAAUGUUGUCUUUAUUCAUUGCAGUCUAUCAGAUCAAAAAGUUAGGAACUUAACUAUAUUCUUCAGCAUUUCGUUAUUCCUGUAUUUUCUCCUUUUCUUUUAAUUGUAUACACCCACAAGAGAGACAAGAACUUACUGCUCUAAACUUUCCUAGCUUUUUAAAACCCUACCUAGCUUCACCCCAUAUAAGAGAGUCACAAUGGUGAUAAGAUUUUGGUCUGAAAUUCUUGAUACUUGAAGAGUUCCAUCCCUUUUAUAAGAAAAUUUGUAACAUUUUUGCGUUUGAAUGUGUGCGACUUUGGUUUUUAUCACCAGAUUUAUUUGAUUUUUUUGCUCUUUCAAUGUUCAGUGUAUCUGUAACCCACCUGCCAAUGAUAUCAUUUUAUUUCCUCUGGUAUUUUUUCAUAUUUAAUAUUUUUACCUGAAUGUCAAAAGUCCCAAAUAUUUAUUCAUAUAAGGAAAAUUUGAUUAAUGAACUUGUAAAUAUUCAGAGUCAAAGGAAUGUUGUGAUACAGUUUUAGGACGAUGGUAUUGAAUAUCAAAAUUGGAAGUAUAAUGAUGUCAUGCUACAGAAGUAUAAUGGUGUCAUCCUACGAAAGUAUAAUGAUGUCAUCCUACAAAAGUAUAAUGAUGUCAUGCUACAAAAGUAUAAUGGUGUCAUCCUACGAAAGUAUAAUGAUGUCAUCCUACAAAAGUAUAAUGAUGUCAUCCUACAGGAAUAAAAUGGCCCUCCAUUUGACCAAAGUUUUUAUUGAUUUUAUCAAACAGUAGAUGAUCCUGAAUCAGCUCAGAACCAGCAUUUUGUUUUCUUUUUAGGAAGUACCCAUUCCCCACUUUUGUUCAGGGUUGUUGAUUCACUAUGUUGACAGCUGUGUUUACAUUAUAUCUGAGCACUCUGUAGUCUUGUUUUGUAUGUCACACUGAUUUGAUAGUUAACUAUUUACUAUUGACUCCACCUACAGCAGCGACCUUAGCUGGACAUGUCAGUGGAGCAAUAGUUGCCAUUCAUUCCUGGAAUAGAUUCCGUCCAUCACCGUCUCAUUAUGAUGUUUAAUGUUGUAUUCACUUUAUGUCUUAUUUCCUGGGGCACCCCUUUCGAAUCUUGAUAGUCGUCUCACAAAAAUAGAUUCUAAAUCAUGGCAAUGUCAGCAGACUUUUAAAAGCAGUUGUUUGUUUUAGAUGUUAAUGUUUUGUACAUUUCUUUUUAGAAUUGAAGAUUUUUUACAUCCCAGGCCAAACCUCCUGCAAUGUGCUUAACACAGGACCAAGCAGAGAAUAUUUUUAGUCGCAGAUCUUUAAUCUACUGUAUUGCUGUCAUCUAAUAUAAGUAUAGGUUCUCAACAUGUUGACUAUUCCAGGUUGUAAUGCUUUCAGUAAUGUUAAUAUUUGGUUGACUUAAAUAUAGGUCACAUAUAGUUUAAAGAUUUGUGAUGACCUGGUUGUAAAGAGAAAAGUAAAAUUCCCCUUUCAGACCUUGCGAUCUAUGGGGCAGAUGAUGUAAAGGUCAUCUGUUUCUUUGGCCAACAGUUAACGAGCAGGCUGUCAUGUGGCCAGCACAACAACCAGCCGUCUUUACUUUCCCUAACUAAAGGAUGACCUGGUAGCUUCUUCUUUAAACCGUUCAUUCCAUGCCAUUGUUUUUAGCAUUGUACCUGGUCUCUCCAGGUUAAAGGUUCUCACACCACUGAUAGCUAUAGUGCCUUUUUUUUGUUGUACAUCUUCACACAUUGGGUACCCCAUUUCUAAGGGAAAAUUGCCACUUGACAUGUUUUAUUUAUGUUUCUGAAAGAAGCAGAAGUAGUGAUUAAGGCAGUUUUCUUGCAUGUAGUUGUCAGCAUUUCUUUGCUAACUCUUAAGAUUAAGGAAAUAUAUAUAUAGGGUUUGAGGCUUUAGUACUGAAACAAAUGCUGUCAUGUUAGUAUCUCAAAGACUAAGGGAGAAGGUAAAGGCCCAGCUGUGACCUAAAUAUUUUGCCACAUCUAACACUUGUUUGUAUGUCGUUUGCACCUUUCUUCAAUUUAGUCUUUUCUCUGGAUCUCAAACUGUUAGUGCUGCUGACUUUGUAAGAGUUCCUAUAUGACCUAUAUUUUUUGCCCACUUCAUGUUAAUAUUUCAUAGAUAAAGGAAGAAUGCAAAGGGCCACCUGUGACCUAAAUAUUUUGACACCUCUUACACUUGUUUGUUUGUCAUUUUGCACCUUUCUUCUGUUUAGCCUUUAAGGUCUCAACUGUUAGUGUGCUGACUUUGUAAGAGCUCCUGCCCUUUAUGGAUUUCAUUUGUUGCUUAGCUUCAUUAAUAAAAAGACGAGUUUUCAUCUUUGGAACAAGUCAAGAAAUUUAGAAAUCAAAACUUGAGACAUUUCAAUUAUCAUGCUUUUCACAGCCAAUGAUGAUUCUAUAUGAUGAAGUCUCUAAGGUGUUCACUUCUUUGGUCAAGCUUUCAAUUCAGUGCUGUGAGUUUAGACUUUGUGCUGCUUCACUGUGGCUGGGUUUGAGAGUUGAUAUAUUUGUUGAUACAUUUGAUUUUGUCUGGCAUAGUCAUGCACAAGAUUUAGAGUUGUUUUUGAAUUGACAAUGUGUCAAGUGGAUUUGAAGAUAGACGAGACUGAUUUCAAGCUGGGUCGUAGAAAAUGAAUAUCAUUCCAGUGAGGGAAAAAAAUCACAUAUUGAUUUAAGUAUCAGAACAAUAAUGCAGCUAGACUGACUGAAUGACAUGAUUUAUAGUGGCAGUGAACUACGAUGAACCUCCAAGAAACUUACAAUGAACCACCAUCUCUUGCUCUAUCUUUUAAAGUCUCCCAUAAAAAUGUUUUAAGUUGCUUCAAUUGCUUCAACUGUUCUGGACUAAUCACUCACAUGGACUAAAGUCUUGGUUUGUUUUUUCCCCUCAAAAGCCAUGUUUACAUUGAUUUUCAGUUCCUAGACAAUGGAGCUCAAACAAAACACAAACUUCACUACAUUGAAGAAGAGCAUUAAAACAUGACUGUUUGAAAUUAUGGAGAUGAGUUUAUCAUUUUAACUCCGGUGUUUAUGUUAGUUUCUUUCUCCUAGCAUCUUGAGCCUACAUUCAGUUUAGCUUAUGUGGAAACUUCAUCUAUCCCUUAGUCUGUUGGACCGUUGGGGCACCGUGCUAGAUUUGUCAACCAUCUUUCUCCAUUCCUCUGUAUUUUUCCUUUGAUAGAACCUCUUGCAGAGGCAUCUAUUCUUUUUUGUGUUUCCAUCACUUUGUCUGCCUCAUUUUCUCAACCUGGCACUGUUCCCUAAAGGAAGGUUUUUGCAAGCCCUUAGACCUUGUAAUACAGCCACAGAGUUUUAGUUUGUGUUUUUUAACAAUAGUGAGCAGGUCAUUGUGUGGACCAAUCGAUUUAGUAACCCUGUCUCUAAUCUCUUUGCUUCUGAUGCGGUCUUUAAGUGUGUUCCCUAGGAUCCUUCUGUAGCAUCUCAAUUCCAAUGCUAGGAUCCUCCACUCUAGCUCUGCAGUCAGCGUCCAAGACUCGCAAGCAUUUAAAAAUGUGGCCAUGACCAGGGAGCAAUAUAGAAAUGAAAUAAUUUUAGAAUUGAACAAGGAGAAUUAGAAUUUAACUCCCCCAUCCAUCUAACAAAUGCACAAGUUUUGUUCUCCCAUAUAUAAACGUGUUACAGCUCAGCAGCAAUAAAGCUGGCUAGAAGAAGAAGAAUAUAAACUUUUUAGUUUGUAAAUUGUUGUGUUGUCCAAAAGUUUAUCUACAGUCAAACAAUUUUGAUUCUGUCUUUGACAUUGUUUUGUUUACAUUUUAUAACACAUCUUUGUAAGUAGUAUGAUAUUUUUCAAUGAACUUGUUUGGACUUAUUUGUUUUAAGUGCUACUAUAAAGGCUAGACAGGUACUUUCUAGUGUUACUUUGAACUGUUUAUUGUAAAGAUUAAAUACAUAUGUGUGAUGGUUCUAGUA
Messenger RNA from Biomphalaria glabrata, 5787 nucleotides. Its product is annotated as retinal rod rhodopsin-sensitive cGMP 3',5'-cyclic phosphodiesterase subunit delta-like. NCBI's taxonomy places the organism in Eukaryota, Metazoa, Mollusca, Gastropoda, Planorbidae. Gene Ontology annotation, biological process: sensory perception of light stimulus. The record is from RefSeq and is a predicted model, not a curated record. The transcript is spliced from 6 exons. Bases 167 to 610 code for a protein of 147 amino acids. Gene Ontology annotation, cellular component: cytoplasm.